CUAAAAGUUCUGCGCAUCUAAGCUGAUGUGUCGCUCAUCUCGUAACUGUAAACACAACGAUUUGACAUAUAAGCUUACAUUUUAAAAUUGGGUUGAACUGUUCAUGUUAACUGCUCAUGGCAGAUUUCAACAUUGUAAAAGCAGGAUGGCUUCAAAGACAGAGUUCAAUUCUGCGAAGGUGGAAACGUAACUGGUUUGUCCUCUAUCAAAAUGGUGACUUGAAAAUGUUUGAGAGUGCCGACAGCCAUUACUCGGAGUGGACUCUGGUGAUGAAGAUCGAAUGUCUGGCUAUUCUGUCUGGAGAACAGUGUGGUGUCACUCCCCCAGAGGGCACUGGUAAAGAGUGUCUGCUGAAGAUCGUGGGAAGAGGCAAUAACACUUACCAACUGUGUGCUGAUACGUUAGAUGAUAUGACUGCCUGGAAGAUAGCAUUAGAACAGGCCAGAGUCCUGACUACAAGGAGCACCAAGGAUGCCCCACCCACAUAUUCUGAAGCAGUCGGCACUACAGGAACAAAUGGGGGACAGUUCCCUUACUCCCAACCCCAAACCUUGGCUUCAGCACCUCCAUAUGUACAUGUGUAUCAAGAGAACAUGUGCAGUGGUGCUGGGUAUUCACAACAGCACACGGUGGCGGCUUCUACUCCAUAUCCCCAACAGCAAAUGGCAGCGGCCUCUACUCCAUAUCCCCAACAGCAAAUGGCGGCUUCUACUCCAUAUCCCCAACAGCAAACUGCAGCGGCUUCUACUCCAUAUCCCCAACAGCAAAUGGCGGCGGCUUCCACUCCAUAUCCACGCCAGCAAGUAGCAUAUAGUUAUCCUGGCCAAGUUUACUAUGGGUCAAACCCACCUCCCAUAGUUCAACACUCUGGACAGCAGCAAGUGGUGUACGUAGACGGAAAUUAUUAUCCCGUAGAUGGAUGCAGACGCAGAAGAAACAGCAUAGAUGGCAGUGACGUGGCGUUGGGGAUGGUCGCUGGAGCUGCUCUGGGAUCGAUGAUGUUCAUGCCGCUGUAUUGGUAGCUGCUGUGACCUUGACAUUAUCAGACUAAAAUAGAGGAGGUUCACUGACUUGGUUUGUGAAGAGUAGAGAAGUCUGUUGAAUGCAAAGGCAGUGGAGAUUCCAUUUGUAGAGAAAAUGACAUACUUUACAUUUUACUUCAAUUAUUUUUGAAUAUAUGAUAUAAUUUUUUUGUCCGUUUAUUUCAUUUUAUAAUUUUAUUUCUCAGUUAUUUUUGUCUUGGUAUCUUUGAGCACACUUGUUGGCUCAAUCUAGUGGCAUAUAUGAUGGUACAUUUAUAUGUUAUUUCUAAUAUGUACAUAAUAUGUUUACCUUUGGAAAAAAAUGUGAUUUUUCAUUGUAUUUCUCUGCGGUAAAAAAGCGAUUUUAAGAUAGUGAAGAAUUUGAUAAGGAAAAAGUCUGUGAGUGAAGUAUUCCUUUUUUUCUUGGCAAAACAAUCUCCUGCAUUUCUUUAAUGAGACAUUCUUUCAUAUUGGGGAGGGAGGAGGAAGCCUGAUGGGUUGUAAAUAGAAACUUUGGAAAAACCAGUUGCUAUGGACAUUCCAGUAAGAUUUUAUGAGUUGUUAUUUUCAAUGAAGUGUGUGUAUUACCACCAGCAUGUUUUGAUGUGCCCAGUCUAGUUGUUGGGACCUAGCCAGGAGGUGAUAAGUCCUCUCUGAUCCUGCAGUUGGGUUUGGCCUCCAAAUGGAGAUUUAAAAAUAUCAUGUAGUUUGACAUUUUUCUCAGACUGGACUUGAAUCAUAAUAUGUGUAGUAUGUUAUACUUAAAACAAGGACUCUACAGCUGAUGAUUGGAUCCUUUUGAUCAAACUUCUACAGCUGAUAAUAUUUCUUUAAUUCUGGGUUUACUGUCUCUCGUGACAUUUAUUUCUUUAUUUAUUUAUGGUGAGAGGGAUAAUAUACAGACACAAUCUCACACUGUUUUACUGCAGUUUUCUUCCUUUUUUAAUCAAGAGUAGAGGCUACAGUGUCAUUCUGUUUGUUUGAGUCCUAUAUCUAAAAGUCAGAUAUUUGCAUUUACCUUGAAACAUUGAAAUUUGAUUUUCUUCAGUUUGAUAUCUUUUGAAAUACACCUGUCUGUGGUACUCGUUAGCAAUUCUGUAUUUGUGGAUUACAGCGUCCUCAUUAUAAGUGAGUUACAUUAUUUUGGUUCAUAAAUUCAUAUUUUCCCUAUUUAUUCUUGUUAUAUAUUCACGAUGUCAAAUAAAGAAAGCUUUUGUCUCUGUGUAAUGGAGUAUUUUCAUUUAUUCAAUAUAUGACAAAUAUGUUGCACUUUGAAAUGUCUGGUAGCUUUUUGUAAGCAUUUUAUAUACUCUAGAUAUUGAGAAAUGUAUGUUUUUUCCAAAAUAUGUUCUUGUAUAUUUUUAUCAGCCAUCUGUCUCUCUAUGUAUAUUCUGGAUGUGAUUAUAUAUACUAGCAAUUAUAAAAUAUCCUUUUUCUCAGAUAUGUUACUUUAUCCCUUAUAUGUGAAUAAACUUUUGCAAAUAAA
Lingula anatina is the source of this 2508-nucleotide messenger RNA. RefSeq names its product pleckstrin homology domain-containing family B member 2-like. Gene Ontology annotation, cellular component: membrane. Gene Ontology annotation, biological process: regulation of cell differentiation. Lineage: Eukaryota; Metazoa; Brachiopoda; Lingulata; Lingulida; Lingulidae. The record is from RefSeq and is a predicted model, not a curated record.